Molecule: messenger RNA, 3561 nt
Organism: Mesoplodon densirostris (Blainville's beaked whale)
Lineage: Eukaryota; Metazoa; Chordata; Mammalia; Artiodactyla; Ziphiidae
Gene: FAM110B
Product: family with sequence similarity 110 member B
Exons: 8
Coding region: 1024-2136 (370 amino acids)
Source: RefSeq, a predicted model, not a curated record
GGCCGGCCCCGUCCGCGCUCCGCCCUCCUGCGGCCCCGGCGGCCCGGCCCCCGUCCCUCGCGGGCCCCGACUCCUUGUCCCAGCAGCCCCCGGAGCCCGGAGCCCGGCUCGGGCCGCACCGCCCGCGGCCGGGGAGCGCGGCUGAGCCAUCUCCAACUGGACAUCCAGGGCACCUCUCCUGUUCUUUCUGAGUCUUCACUUGGAAGUUAACAAGGCUCUACGGCCUGACAGGGAAAUCAAAGGUGCCUUCGGCCUGUUGAGAUCCAGCCCCAGUCAGAUGAAGCCUUCCCUUAUAUUUCGUGCAGCAGAGAGUACUUUAAGAGAGGAAGGAUUCCCUGUGACUUCUGCCUGCAAUCCGUAAAAUACUCAGUCCUCUUUCAAAUAUAAGAAGUUCUGAUAUGAAAGCCUUGGGCUCCUCUUGGCUGGAGGGAACUCAGCAUCUCCCAUCCCCAGCCCCCAGCUCGUAGAAUUGCACCUCCACACAGUCAGUUCAUUGUCAACGGAGGCAUUGCUUUUCUACAAAGACCAGCAGAAAAGGUACGGCCGUCAUCUGUGGAAGGCCUGCUCUGGGACGCCACUGCUGGAAGCGUCACAUGCCUGCAGAGAAGGAGGAGACGCAAAUGGGGACUUGCUGCUUCCCAGCACUGUUCCGUGUUGCUCCUGUGACAGCUCAGCAUCUGUACUAGGAGCUCUGCCUGCAGUCGAACACAAAGACCUGGCGGAGACUCCCACAUCCUUCGGGGAGGAGAAAGGAGGCGGCGAAGCAGCUGAAAGGAACUUGGGGGCUUGGGGCCUUUCCGCACCGGGCGGCCGGCGAGGCGGCGAGGAAACGAAAGCCACGGGGCGGUGAACGAGCCGGGAGAUGAGGCGCUGCCGCCGCUGCUGCUGCCGCCGCCGCCGCCGCUGACACUCGGUUCCGGACCGUCCGCUGCCCUUUGUGCCGCCCGCACAUGUGUCUGCCCGGCGCAUCCGGAGGCGCGCAGACGAGCAUCCACCACGGCCGCCGGGGAGAGAGCGCCCGCCAUGCCCACGGAGAGCCUACAGACAGGUAGCAUGGUGAAGCCGGUCAGCCCCGCCGGCACCUUCACGUCGGCCGUGCCCCUGCGCAUCCUCAACAAGGGGCCCGACUACUUUCGCCGGCAGGCGGAGCCCAACCCCAAGCGACUCAGCGCCGUGGAGCGGCUGGAGGCCGACAAGGCCAAGUACGUCAAGAGCCAGGAGGUCAUCAACGCCAAGCAGGAGCCCGUGAAGCCGGCCGUGCUGGCCAAGCCCCCCGUGUGCCCGGGCGCCAAGCGCGCGCUCGGCAGCCCCACGCUCAAGGGCUUCGGCGGCGGCGCCAAGAGCGAGGGCGGCGCGCCGCGCGAGACCCUGAAGCUCGAGAUCCUCAAGAACAUCCUCAACAGCUCGGAGGGCUCGAGCGCGGGCUCGGGCCACAAGCACGGCGCGCGGAACUGGCCGGCGCCGCGCGCCGACGCGGCCGAGCUGCACCGGCACUCGUUCGCCGAGUCGCUGCGCGUGCGCCCCACGCCCGGCCGCGGCAGCCCGCAGGAGGGCGGCUCGCACGUGGGCCGGCGGCCGCUCGAGCCCGCCCCCGACUCCUUCCUGCACGUGUCGCACAGCUCCUCGGACAUCCGCAAGGUGACGGGCGCCAAGCCCCUGAAGGCCAUCCCCUGCAGCAGCUCCGCCCCGCCGCUGCCCCCCAAGCCCAAGGUCGUCGCCCCGGCCGCGGUCAGGUCCCCCGAGGCCGAGGCGGCCGAGCCGGCCUGCGGGGUGGGCCGGAGACCCUCGCUCCAGCGGUCCAAGUCGGACCUGAGCGACAGGUACUUCCGGGUGGACGCCGACGUGGAGCGCUUCUUCAACUACUGCGGACUGGACCCCGAGGAGCUGGAAACCCUGGGCAUGGAGAACUUCGCCCGCGCCAACUCCGACAUCAUCUCCCUCAACUUCCGCAGCGCCAGCAUGAUCAGCUCGGACUGUGAACAGUCUCAGGACAGUAACAGUGACCUUAGAAACGAUGACAGUGCCAAUGACCGGGUGCCCUAUGGCAUCUCCGCGAUCGAGAGAAACGCUCGCAUCAUCAAGUGGUUGUAUAGCAUCAAACAAGCCAGAGAGUCGCAGAAGGUGUCCCACGUGUAAGAGGAAGCGCGCGCAGCGGAGGGAGGUGGGGUCUCUGUCCGUGCCUCGGCAGUUAUGGAGGUUGUGAGGUCUCCUUGCGGUGUUGUGAGCUUCUCCACUCUCUUUGUGUUGCUUGUUGUGCAAUGUCUUUCAAGUUGCAUGCCCGCCAACGUGGGGACUGACCUGGCGUCCUCGGCCACCAUCGCUGCAGAGCCUGGCCGAUCGCUCGCCAUCCGCCAAAAGUUCCAGGCCAGAUUCACACUAGGGCUUCGAUCUUCAGCAAAACUGUUUACAAGGAAAACGGUAUAUACAACGUCUUCAAUAUUUAUGUGGUUCCUGUGUUUUUAUAUCCCACGCUAUGGUGUCUUAAUUAAAAGUUUUAUCCACUGGCUUUUAAGUUGGGAGUAGCAUCUUUUUGAAAUUAAAAAAAAAAAAAAACAAAAAGCCAAUCUGCCUACACUGGAGACCGAAACAGUGGGAAAAUAAAUGGGGUCUGCUUACCAGACAGAUAGUGACUGACCCGAGAGAGAACCGGGCUGGGCUUUCUGAGGAAGAAAGUGGGGACCCCGCUGUUAAUCAUGUAGGUAUUGACAUCCGCUCGCCACGUACUCAAGUAAGGGUUGGGGCGACGGUGCUACGUACGUUUUGUGUCCGAUUCGGUGUGUACAUGUUGGUGGUUCUGUGUAAUGCUGACCCCAAGGAAAGACAAUCAGAUACAAUGAAGGUGAUUAAAUCCGGAGGUUGGGUGUUAGCGGGGUUUGUUGAUACUGUUCCGAUUUAGGUUGAUUCAGAAAUUUCCACUGUUAAUCUUUUGACAGAAUGGCCACCCUAGAGCUGAUACUGAAUGUCUUUUUUUUUUUUUUUUUUUAAGUUGGCUUUUUGGUCAAGAACUAAUCCCAUGCGGAUUCUCUUACCUCCCUUUGUUGUCGUUGUUGAUAAAGGGAGAGGGGAGUGGGGCUUGGGCAGGUGGGAGCUUUCUGAAGACACGAACACAAACGGAGAUAGCAGCCAUAUCGGUAUAGAGCCUCCCAUUCACAAGUCAAUACCUUUGGUAGCUGAACCAGAUCUGAGCAGCGUGACUGUGCCCUCGCGCAUAUGUUAAUCUGUCAGGCUGUGGACCUUUGUUACGCUCUAGGUAACUAGAAACACAACUCUAGGUAGCUUUAACAGCCUGUGGUCCCUAGAGCUGCAUAUCAGCUUGUUCCUUUUCCCCCAUAACCUGUCCUCCAGGUGGUCUAGUUAGGUGUCCAUCAGCUGCUGUAGCAGAGAGGUCCACCUACAGUGCCCAGCUUCCUUGCUCUUGUAGACACGCUCUGGAGCUCCCAGCAGCAGUGCCUUAGGCUUCAUCAGCUAAUAGGACACUUUCUACGGUGUAAAUGCUGUAAGACUUUGUACAGACUUCAAUUGUUAUGAAAUCUUUAAGACGGAAAAAAGGAAAAGUUACUC